Molecule: messenger RNA, 1323 nt
Organism: Fusarium poae
Lineage: Eukaryota; Fungi; Ascomycota; Sordariomycetes; Hypocreales; Nectriaceae
Exons: 3
Coding region: 1-1323 (440 amino acids)
Source: RefSeq, a predicted model, not a curated record
AUGCCUGCGUUAUCCGUGCCGAGUCCUUACGAUGGCUACCCUCGCAAUGUGCUUUCUGUUUUUCACCGGUUUCAUGUCCUCACUGGAGAAUGGCCAUGGCAACUCGUCGAGUACUUCGAGCCUCGCUAUUGGAGCUACCAGCUGGUCUACCGUUUCUACAGUCUCAUCAAAAACGAGCUUCCGCGCACAGGCUCUGUAACUUUGGACGACCUUGUCAAGUAUCUGUUUGACAAAUCUGCUCAACAUCCCAUGUCAAAGUACCGAUGCGUUCUCAGCAACAAGGUCAUCGGUCAGGCCAUUGACUGGAUGAGCGAGAAGCGACAGGAGCUCAUUAGUGGGUUUCGAUACGAAACUAGACGACGAAGUGCCACAUGUGGCCGUGACUCAGAACCAAUGCAGAAUCACGCUAGUGACUCACGCAAACGAUCCGCCGGGAGUGCUGCAAGCAACGAAGAAGCUCAAACCCCUGCAGCAUUCGCGAAGAAGCGCCUUAUGGUAACCUUCAAAUUCCCACCAAAACCCAUCGGAGACUGCAUUACCGUCGAAGGCGAUGAGUCGGACCAGACUACUGAUCACGGGUCCAUCGAGCAAGCCAAUGGUGAACGAUCCAACGUGUACUUACAGACCGGGUUGAUUACCCCUGUCGGGGAGAACGGCUUUGCGGAGGAAUCCCCUUUCCUAGACGUUACCUUCAAAACCUUCGAAGAAGCACAGAAGGCCUAUACUGCUUACCUAAAGGGUGAAAUAACCACCUCAGGCAACGUCAUCCGACGUUCAGAAGACCAAAUUGAAGCCACUAGCCGUCGACAUCGCGAUCUCGUUCGAAAGAUGCUUCAAGACGAUGCUAGAAAGGACAACGCCGCCUCUGAAGUUGCUGAAGCUCAGCAGCGGAUGCACCACGCCGAGGAACUUCAUCAUACUGAAGCGGAAGCGCUCCGAGAAGCCCGUCGUCGCGCGAUCUCAAACCCAUCGGCUGCAGGACCAGCUCAAGAGAUAGCAGAGCUUGCCCAACGCGAACGAGAGUCUGGCCAACAGCGGGAAUCCCAGCGUGCUAUUGUGGAAGCCAAGCAAAGGGUUCUGGUUGAAAUCAUGACCGUUCUCAAGAACGCAGAAGCCGAGGCUGAGGUCCUGCAGAAUAGAGUGAUCGAAUUGGGCGAGGCUAAAGAAACCGAAGAGAAGAACCAACGCGACCUCACUAUUUUACGGCGUCUCAUCCGUUUGGGUCCUAAGCUCGUCGAUCUUGUCGAUGAACUUUUGGGUGACAGGGACAUUGAUGAAUGGUCAAAGGAAAUUGUCCAUGAUAUGGCACAGUUCGAGGAAUAA